GUUUAAUGAUGUAUUCCACAAAAAACCUACUAUACAUUUUCUAAAAGUUAUGUCAUCUCUUAGAUCAGUUGGAUCUUAAAGGCAAAACGGGUUUUAACUUGGGAGGCAAGAAAACAAGCGAACGUUGUCGUACCAUGGUGGCAGCGUUGGAACGAGGACUAAGCGCUUCAAAAUCGUUCAGUUUCAAAAGAAUGUUUAAUUCAUCCUCGACAAAACAACAACAAUCUCAAACACCUGUUGUGGAUAACGGAGAUUCACAUCUUGUCGAGUCCAACACGCCUGAAAGUCAAAACUCCAAUAGCUUAUCAGAAAGCCCCGUUGAGAGCAUUCCUCAAAUGAUUUCCCCUCUUACUCGACCGGGAAAACGACCCGACAGACAACAAGCAGAUACGGAUAUGAUGAAGGACAGGUUUGCAAAACUACUACUUGGAGAAGAUAUGUCCGGUGGCGGAAAAGGAGUAUCUUCUGCUCUGGCUCUUUCAAACGCCAUCACAAAUCUGGCUGCGUCUAUAUUCGGGGAACAAACAAAACUACAACCAAUGCCACAAGAUAGACAAGCUAGGUGGAAGAAAGAGAUCGAUUGGUUGUUGUCCGUGACCGAACACAUCGUCGAGUUUGUUCCUUCUCAGCAAACGAGCAAAGAUGGAGUUUGCACCGAGAUUAUGGUGACAAGACAAAGAGGUGAUCUUCUCAUGAACAUCCCAGCCCUUCGAAAACUCGACACCAUGCUCAUCGAUACACUUGACAAUUUCAAAGGACACAACGAGUUUUAUUAUGUGUCAAGAGAUUCAGAAGAAGGGAAACAAGCGAGCAAUGCUAGGUCAAACGACAAAUGGUGGCUCCCUCCGGUGAAAGUUCCUCCCGGCGGUUUAUCUGACCCGGCUCGGAGAAUGCUUUACUUCCAAAAAGAUUCAGUCACACAGGUUCAAAAAGCUGCAAUGGCCAUUAAUGCUCAAGUCCUCUCUGAAAUGGCUAUACCGGAGAGCUACAUCGACUCUCUCCCAAAGAACGGAAGAGCCAGUCUUGGAGAUUCGAUCUACAAGAGCAUAACGGAGGAGUGGUUUGAUCCAGCGCAGUUCUUGUCCAUGACGGACUUGUCGACAGAGCACAAAGUGUUGGAUUUGAAGAAUAAGAUUGAGGCAUCUGUUGUGAUUUGGAAGAGGAAGCUUCACGUAAAAGACAGCAAAUCUCCUUGGGGAUCAGGUGUUAGCUUGGAGAAAAGAGAGUUGUUCGAAGAGAGAGCAGAGACGAUCUUGAUCUUCCUCAAACAGAAAUUUCCUGGCCUUCCUCAGUCUUCCCUUGACAUCUCCAAGAUUCAGUUUAACAAGGACGUUGGACAAGCGGUGUUGGAGAGUUACUCGAGGAUACUAGAGAGCUUGGCUUACACGGUGAUGUCAAGGAUAGAAGAUGUUCUUUACACAGAUUCUUUGGCAGUAAAGCAAGCUUUAUUGGCUGAAGAGACAUCAGAUGGUGGGAGAACGGAGACGGAUUCAGAGUCACCGGGGUCUUCUAACUCGGGAGAAGAAACCGAGAGGCUUGACCGGCAGCAUUCCAAGACCUUGUUCGAUUUCAUGGGUUGGAGUGAUAAACCUACCACACCCCCAAGUGUUACGCCGAAAAAGUUAUCCUACUUGGAGAAGCUAGAGAAGUUGAACGGUUUUCGAAGCGCCAAAGAUAGAAAUGUAUCAUGAAAAUCUAUGGGCGGUGAUAACAACUACAGAGGACAUAAGAGUGUAGCUAGGGACAAGGAAUGAAAGCAUAGUAGAAUUGUUCAAUGUGCUCUCACACCCUUCCUUCCGGGUUUAUUCCUCGGAUAGAGAAGUCCCUAACGUGUAAGGGGUUUAAAAUUUUGAAAAAAAUAACUAUAUCUCAAUCGUACAUGUUUUAUAAUAUC
Messenger RNA from Raphanus sativus (radish), 1894 nucleotides. RefSeq names its product rho guanine nucleotide exchange factor 8-like. The record is from RefSeq and is a predicted model, not a curated record. NCBI's taxonomy places the organism in Eukaryota, Viridiplantae, Streptophyta, Magnoliopsida, Brassicales, Brassicaceae. Gene Ontology annotation, molecular function: guanyl-nucleotide exchange factor activity. The coding region runs from base 135 to 1691 and encodes 518 amino acids. The transcript has 7 exons.